AGUGGCUCUACCUGUCCAUGUAGACCUAACUGCUUUUGCUGGAUUUAAUAGAAAGGAAACGGAUGCAUUUCACUGCACUGAAUGGAAACUGACCAUGGUGGCUGAAAGUACAUGGCUGAAAAACUCUACAUGUGGAGAUGCAUGUGAAUUCUACCCGAUCAAAAGAAAUGGGGAGACACUUCCUUUCAAGAACGCCACAGCUAAGCAAGAUCUUGUCAAUGCCAACUGCUGGUCAACCAGAGUUUGUCAAGCUUCCAGACCAUGGCCUUUCAUCCUGGGAUGGGCUGAUGCACUUUCCUGGCAGGAAAUAUAAAUGGAGUAUCACAGAUAUCACAGAUAAGCAUUUGUAUAAGAAAAAGUAUUGUGAAAAUCCCAAUAGGCUCAGAAAUGGACUGCAACGGUCACAAUUUCUGCAUGCUUCAUCACCAUGGACUAGCUCCAUAGUCCUGUCAGGCCAUGCAGAUAUGACCAUUCAAGGCAUUUCAAAUACUAAGGAAUAUCAAAUACAAGCGAAAAAAUGUAAAGGGUACAUACCCAGUUACUUAGACAAGGAUGAACUAUGUGUUGUGUGUGGUGACAAAGCCACUGGGUAUCACUAUCGCUGCAUCACUUGUGAAGGUUGCAAGGGAUUUUUUCGAAGAACAAUUCAGAAAAAUCUUCACCCAACCUACUCCUGUAAAUAUGAAGGAAAAUGUGUGAUAGACAAAGUCACAAGAAACCAGUGCCAGGAAUGUCGCUUCAAGAAAUGCAUCUAUGUUGGCAUGGCAACAGAUUUGGUGUUGGAUGACAGCAAGCGAUUAGCAAAAAGGAAACUGAUAGAGGAAAAUCGAGAGAAGAGACGUCGGGAAGAGCUGCAGAAAACAAUUGGGAUAAAACCUGAGCCAACAGAUGAAGAAUGGGAGCUUAUCAAAAUAGUUACUGAAGCACAUGUGGCUACCAAUGCACAAGGAAGCCAUUGGAAACAAAAAAGGAAAUUUCUGCCAGAGGAUAUUGGACAAGCACCAAUAGUAAAUGCCCCAGAAGGUGGGAAAGUAGAUUUAGAAGCCUUCAGCCAGUUUACAAAAAUUAUCACACCAGCAAUCACAAGAGUGGUGGAUUUUGCCAAAAAGUUGCCUAUGUUCUGUGAGCUGCCAUGUGAAGACCAGAUCAUCCUUCUGAAAGGCUGCUGCAUGGAGAUCAUGUCCCUCAGAGCUGCAGUUCGCUAUGACCCCGAGAGUGAGACAUUAACGUUAAAUGGGGAGAUGGCAGUGACAAGGGGCCAGCUGAAAAAUGGGGGUCUUGGUGUAGUAUCCGAUGCCAUUUUUGACCUGGGUAUGUCACUUUCAUCGUUCAACCUCGAUGACACGGAAGUCGCUCUUCUUCAGGCUGUUCUGUUGAUGUCUUCAGAUCGCCCGGGUCUCGUCAGUGUCGAGAGGAUAGAAAAAUGUCAGGAGGGUUUCCUUCUGGCAUUCGAACACUACAUUAAUUACCGAAAGCACCACAUUGCACACUUUUGGCCAAAACUGCUGAUGAAAGUGACGGAUCUGCGAAUGAUCGGAGCCUGCCAUGCUAGCCGCUUCCUGCACAUGAAGGUGGAAUGCCCAACAGAACUCUUUCCCCCUUUGUUCUUGGAAGUCUUUGAGGAUUAAAAAAGGCUGGAGUGGUUCUCAGAAUUCCUAUAGCACUACUGGGUGUCAUUUCAUUCCAUUGCCUAGUUCCUGUUUUCUUUUGUCCAUUCUCAUGUUUGUUCCACCUUGUUUUUAUUUUGGGGAUUUUAUUUUUUUAAAUAGGCGUGAAUGAAUACGUCCCUUCAAUGCGGGUACUUGUGACAGCUGCA
Molecule: messenger RNA, 1816 nt
Organism: Heteronotia binoei (common prickly gecko)
Lineage: Eukaryota; Metazoa; Chordata; Lepidosauria; Squamata; Gekkonidae
Gene: THRB
Product: thyroid hormone receptor beta
Exons: 7
Coding region: 138-1628 (496 amino acids)
Biological process (GO): positive regulation of transcription by RNA polymerase II; thyroid hormone receptor signaling pathway; retinoic acid receptor signaling pathway
Molecular function (GO): RNA polymerase II cis-regulatory region sequence-specific DNA binding; nuclear receptor activity; zinc ion binding
Source: RefSeq, a predicted model, not a curated record